AUGGCGUCGGCGAUAUUGAGUGACAAGCGGCAAGCGGCGGCCGGCAUGCACGGCGGCGAGACGUCCAUCUCGUCGGUCCGUCCGUUCGCUUCCUCCUCCCCGCGUCACCUCGACAUCGCCGCGCGGCCAGGCGAAGCAGUCGACGGGGCCGGCCGAGCGGCGGAGGCGGCGACGGAAGCCGACCUCGCUGCGUCCGCAUCCAGCCCUCCCACCUCGCCCCCCUACUGGCUCAACUCCAGCGUGCAGCACGGUCAGCGAAGCACGUCCAAUCUUUCCGUCGACUCCAUCCUCCCGGCGGGCGCCAUCACGCUCUGCGACAACGACACGACCGAGGGCAACGACCGCAGCGACGCCUGCUGGGCCAAGAGCGUCGAGAUUGUCGACUACACAACCGUCAACGGGAGCACGACCAACAUCGGCGCCUUCGUGGUGUGGAUCGUCAAGGUAGAGACGCUUACGGGAAGCUACAUGAACAUACGAAAGCGAUACUCGGAGUUUGACGAGCUUCGGAGGCAGCUGGUCCUGUCGUUUCCCAACUACGCCGCCGCGAUGCCCGUGCUGCCUCCCAAGAGCAUCAUCUCCAGGUUUCGGCCAACAUUUCUGGAGAAGAGGCGGGCGGGGUUGCAGUACUUUCUAAAGUAUGUGUCCGUCACCUUGUGUGCCGUCUUGUUUUCGCGUGCACAUGGCGAGCGCCGACUGAUCCUCGAUAGCUGCAUCAUCCUGAACCCAGAGUUUUCCGGGUCGCCGGUGCUCAAGGAGUUUUUGUUCGCCUGA
Messenger RNA from Drechmeria coniospora, 774 nucleotides. RefSeq names its product px domain-containing protein. Gene Ontology annotation, biological process: cytoplasm to vacuole targeting by the Cvt pathway; autophagy. The record is from RefSeq and is a predicted model, not a curated record. Gene Ontology annotation, cellular component: phagophore assembly site. Bases 1 to 774 code for a protein of 257 amino acids. The transcript is spliced from 2 exons. Lineage: Eukaryota; Fungi; Ascomycota; Sordariomycetes; Hypocreales; Ophiocordycipitaceae. Gene Ontology annotation, molecular function: phosphatidylinositol-3-phosphate binding.